Messenger RNA from Sporothrix brasiliensis 5110, 2022 nucleotides. RefSeq lists its product as uncharacterized. NCBI's taxonomy places the organism in Eukaryota, Fungi, Ascomycota, Sordariomycetes, Ophiostomatales, Ophiostomataceae. The transcript is spliced from 2 exons. Bases 1 to 2022 code for a protein of 673 amino acids. The record is from RefSeq and is a predicted model, not a curated record.
AUGGCGCAAGGGACAUCCGCGAGCGGUCCAGCAGACGACGACCAGCUUCGGACGCCGGUCUCAGCUCCGGCCUUGUUGUCGCCAAUAAACGGCCAUCGCUACAACGGCACCGCCACAGUCACAAAUACCGCCGCUCAUACCAACGGUAUCCAGGUGGCCCCGAAACCGCCUUCUUCCGCGUCUAUUCCCUUCUUCAAGACAGGAAGCAAUACAACACCCGAGACCUCACUGGUUGGUGCGAGGGGCAAGUCAAUACCGCUCGACGACAGCACUGCGGCACAUCGUACUUCUGCUCUCCGCGAGCUCAACAGCAGCUUCCCUUCGCCGGUGCUCCGCCACCAACAGGCCAAGUCUACGGGGGCACAAAGCACCACAUAUUCGCAGCCAGUCAUUGUCCGAACCUACUCCGGUCCUCCACAGUCCCCUUCGACUUCCGCCCACUACCGGCCGCCCAGCAGCAGCCGCCGAGCUGGCAGUCGUGCAUCCGGCUCCCGCCGCAUUCUAUACGGUCAGAACGGCCAGGCUUCGUCGUGGGCUUGGGACUCUACUGCCAACAGCAGCAAUAAUGCUCAGAGUGUGGGCUGGGGAUUAGCGAAUAGCCUGUUCGGCAUGGCACGAUCGAAAGGAAAGAAGGGCGGGUUUAUACCGUGGCCUUUCGUUGCAGGCACAGAUGGCCCGUCACAAAAGGACGAGGCAAAGCUGCCGCCGAUUGAGGCAUUCUCUUACAAAGGCUUCAUGGCUGACCUGCAGACCACGACCGACAUUCGAUCUGACCUCGACCGCAUUGCAGAGAUCUGCGCCCGGUCAAGAUACUGCCUAAGCGACAAAUACGACUCGCAUGUGACUCCCCACGGGUCUGGCGCGACCUUUAUGGCAUCUGUAUCACAGCAUCCCAACCAUUCCACGGGCCGCAGGAAAGGGGCGUCCAGUCCUGGUGGACCAACUCUCCAAGCAGUACCAUCCGACGACGACGAGACUAGCGCACGAGGCCAUCGACGAAGGCGCGGCGGGAUCGGGGGAGGUAGACGACGCAGCGCAGCCUAUGGCACCUUGGAAACCAUCAUGUCGUCAAGCCGGUCAUCGGAGGAAGACAAGUCCAAAAAGAAGUCCGCGGCUGACAUUACCGAAGCAGUUCGUGGCCGCGCAGCUCGGAAGGGACUAGGCACCGCCGACAGCACCGGAGACAGCACUGCUACCACAACUGGGGAGAGCAGCGGGCGCGACAAAACAUCGUCCAAUUCCAGCAAAUCACCACGCGGGGAGGACGGGGACAGAAAAGGAUCCAGGUCUCCAAAGGAAAGCUCCAGGACGAACCUUGUGGAUGGUGACAAAGCCUUGCUUGGCAGUAGUGGACCAUUGGCUACUUCUCGAUCUUCACCGGACCGACAGCAAGUGAAACUCCCUCGACGACCAAAGUCCACAUCGUUUGCGCACGCAGUUAUUGGCAGCAGUCGCAAGAACCAAAGACAUCGGCAUUCAGCUGGACGCGAGAGGAGUUCAGCAGUAACUACGCACCCGGUGGUAGACGUCUCUAAUGUGCCAGCCCUUCUAAGCGAACCAGCUCUUCCUCAAACCUCCGAUGGGGCCAUUGAUAUGUACAAUGUGCUCUCGGACACGGUGAAUGGACAAGCCUCGCCCCAUCCCACUCCUCAUCAUUCUCGACGCAGCAACACCCUAGAGCACAGAAUUCACAUUGUUGACCCGGACGAUGAGGCGAACCAGGAUCCGUCCCUGUUUCUCGACCCAGAGGAUGCUACUGAAGCCGGGUUUUUCUCGGGCCUCACCCACUGGAUUCCCUGGAUGGCCAACGGAACUGGAGGCCCAAUCGCUGAACAACCUCUGGGUAAUGGACGCAGUCCAUCUCACUACCAUGAAGUACCAGCGCCGGUCGCUGCCGGACGAGCAUCUGUCGCAGGCCCAAGUCACGCUGAAGGGAGUCUCCGCGAACUACUGAAGGGCGUGGAAGACAGAAAUGGAAAACUGAAGAAGGGGAAGGCUGUUGAUGACAAUACCAGCCGUUGA